Messenger RNA from Nasonia vitripennis (jewel wasp), 2217 nucleotides. Its product is annotated as heparan-alpha-glucosaminide N-acetyltransferase-like. Lineage: Eukaryota; Metazoa; Arthropoda; Insecta; Hymenoptera; Pteromalidae. Bases 453 to 2162 code for a protein of 569 amino acids. The transcript is spliced from 11 exons. The record is from RefSeq and is a predicted model, not a curated record.
CAUCGUACAGCUCGUCCGCCGCGCAGAAUUCAGGUUAUCGCUUCGGUAGUCCCCGGCGGCGCGCACGUGAGCUCGAUGAUACGCGCGUGAAAAAAAAAACAGCGAUCGGCCUAUUAUCUCCUAUAGUGGAUUUUCGGUAUACAAGUAUAUCUGUCUUAGCGCAAUAAAUUACGCGUACACGCGUCGCUGUAGGUGUGGCGCGUUGCCAGGUGACACUGCUGCUUGUUUGUUUAUAUUUCUUUUCGCACAUGCGAGUUUAUUUAUAAGUAUAUAUAAGCAGGAGAACGUGAAAGUGAGAGCGCGACUGACUUCGCGAAGUGAAAGUCUAGCACCAUAUGUGUGCGCGACUCGUUCCCGUGUAUAUUUGCCUCCGGUAUAGAUAGGUGACUUUUGAUCGGGACAAGUAUUUGCUCGAAUAUUCCGUGCGGGGCCGGUGAUGGUACGACGAGUGUAUGGUAUCAGUGACACUGCAGAGUCGAUCGGAAAACAUGGAAACGAAGGAAAAUUGCCUGUCCGCGCAGCUGAAACUCGACGAAGCUUGCGUUACAUUAGCCAGCGAAUUGGACUCAGCGAACCUCUGGCUCUACACGUUAUCGGCUGAUUGCGUUGCGUGUCCCUACACGAAGACGGCCAAGUUGGAGAAAUACGAGCCGUUCGACUUGAGCGUAAACACGGCGAGGUCCCAGUCCUGGAGGGUCAUCGAGAGCCUCGGAAACGAGACCUACAUCUCCGCGUCGAACAGAGAUGGCCUGCACUGUCAGCUCGCGCCGAGGCUCGGCGAGCACGGGAUUUACGAAUUCACGGCGCGCGCUAACGAGAGCUGCGAGCUGCGGGUGAUCAAGGAGCCAGAGAACCCGUACAUUCCCCUGGGAAUCGGACUCGGUCUGCUGGUCCUGCUGCUGACGAGUCUCGCGCUUCUAAAAUUCAUCCGCGGCUGUAUCGACAAAUGCCGCAGCAGAGCCGCCGCCGACGAGGACGAGCUGGAGGUGGGAAAAAAAACGGCGAAGAGGAGGGUCAGGUCGCUCGAUACCGUGCGAGGAAUGAGCAUCCUCCUGAUGAUCUUCGUGAACAACGGGGCGGCCGGCUACGCGCUGCUGGAGCACGCGACCUGGAACGGCCUGCUCGUCGGAGAUUUAGUGUUUCCAUGCUUCAUGUGGAUCAUGGGCGUGUGCAUCCCCUUAUCCAUCUCGGCGCAGCUGUCCCGCGGGAGCUCGAGGCUCCGGCUCUGUCGGGCGAUCGUCAAGCGCAGCGUCUAUUUGUUCGCCAUAGGACUGGCGCUGAAUACGCUGGGAGGGCGUAACCAGCUCGAGAGAAUACGGAUCUUCGGGGUGCUGCAGCGCUUCGGCCUGGCUUACCUGGUAGCCGGCAUUGUUUACGCGCUCGCCGCGCGCCCGGACGAUAAACAAUCAAAGCGAAUGCUGGGGGACGUCGUGGCUCUGAUACCGCAGUGGAUCGUUGCCCUGCUAAUACUGGCAGCUCAUUGCGCCGUCGUCUUUCUGCUACCCGUGCCCGGAUGUCCGAGGGGUUACCUGGGACCGGGCGGCCGGCACGCUGAUGGCAAAUAUUGGAACUGCUCGGGCGGCGCGACCGGUUACGUGGACAAGGUCCUGCUGGGCGUUGACCAUAUUUAUCAAUUACCCACGGCAAACAGCGUCUACGGCUCCGGACCUUUCGAUCCCGAAGGAGUUUUGGGCUCGCUGACGUCGAUCUUCCAGGUCUUCCUGGGCAUCCAGGCCGGCCAGAUCCUGCGCACCUACGGCUCCUGGAAAGCUCGACUCGUGCGUUGGCUGCUGUGGGCCGUCCUCCUCGGAGCCGUCGGUGCGGCUCUGCACUACACCAACGUCGUUCCCGUCAAUAAAAAUCUAUGGUCCGUAUCGUUCGUCCUGGUGACGACGUGCUUCUCGCUGGGACUGCUGUCGCUGUGCUACCUGCUGAUCGACGUGCUCGGCGUCUGGGACGGCGGACCCUUCAGGGUACCAGGCAUGAACGCCCUGGUGAUGUACGCGGGCCACCAGAUCCUGUACGACAUGUUCCCGUUUCACUGGCGCUACGGCCCGAUGAACAGCCACACCUGGCUCCUGGCCGAGAGUCUCUGGUGCGUUGGACUCUGGACGUACGUGGCCUACGCUAUGCAUCGGAAGAAGUUCUACGUCGCCCUGUGAACUUGCAAGCACGCGAUACACUCCCGACAAUAAAGACAAACGUUGAGAUAUAUAA